GAAGGAAGACGCGCGCUGGGACGGCGGAGGGCUCUCGGCCGGAACCCCCGGCCGCGCGGCCAUGAACCUGGAGCGGCUGCGGAAGCGCGUUCGGCAGUACCUGGACCAGGGUAAAGGCCCUGAAGGGCGGGAUCCAGUCCCCCAGCCCUCUCUGCAGCCGGGAGGAGCACUGAAAAUGAAAGCCACUUAAGACAGUGUCAGCCUUAAACGUGCUCAAUGUCCAGCUCUGCAGUCAGCCUAACUCCUAGGCACCCACAACAAUAUCAGAGUGCUCUAUUUUGGGCAGAUAAAGUAGCUUCGCUUUCUCAUGAGGAACCCCAGGACAUUUAUUGGUUGGCUCAGUGUCUUUACCUGACAGCACAAUAUCAUAGAGCAGCUCAUGCACUUCGGUCACGAAAACUGGACAAAUUGUAUGAAUCAUGUCGCUACCUUGCAGCUAGAUGCCAUUAUGCAGCAAAAGAGCAUCAGCAGGCUCUUGAUAUUCUUGAUAUGGAGGAGCCUAUCAACAAAAGAUUGUUUGAGAAAUACUUGAAGGAUGAAAGUGGCUUGAAAGACCCCUCCAAUGACUGGGAAAUGUCACAGUCCUCAAUAAAGAGUUCUAUUUGUCUUUUACGUGGGAAAAUCUAUGACGCUCUAGAUAACCGAACCCUAGCUACCUACAGCUAUAAAGAAGCUUUGAAGCUCGAUAUCUACUGUUUUGAAGCAUUUGAUCUUUUGACAUCACAUCACAUGUUGACAGCCCAAGAAGAAAAAGAACUUCUUGAAUCACUACCUCUUAGCAAGCUCUGUACUGAAGAACAGGAAUUGCUACGUUUUCUAUUUGAGAACAAAUUAAAAAAGUAUAAUAAACCUAGUGAAACUGUCUUACCGGAGUCUGUAGAUGGUUUGCAAGAAAAUCUGGAUGUGGUAGUGUCUUUAGCUGAAAGACAUUAUUAUAACUGUGAUUUUAAAAUGUGCUACAAGCUUACAUCUGUAGUAAUGGAAAAAGAUCCUUUUCAUGCAAAUUGUUUACCUGUACAUAUAGGGACACUUGUGGAGCUGAAUAAAGCAAAUGAACUUUUCUAUCUUUCUCAUAAAUUGGUGGAUUUAUAUCCUAGUAAUCCUGUAUCUUGGUUUGCAGUGGGAUGCUAUUAUCUCAUGGUUGGUCAUAAGAAUGAACAUGCCAGAAGAUAUCUCAGUAAAGCUACAACGCUUGAGAAGACCUACGGGCCUGCAUGGAUAGCAUAUGGGCAUUCGUUUGCAGUUGAGAGUGAACAUGACCAAGCAAUGGCUGCCUACUUCACAGCAGCACAGCUGAUGAAAGGGUGUCAUUUACCAAUGCUGUAUAUUGGAUUAGAAUAUGGAUUGACCAAUAACUCAAAAUUGGCUGAAAGAUUCUUUGGCCAAGCUCUAAGCAUUGCACCAGAAGAUCCUUUUGUAAUGCAUGAGGUUGGCGUGGUUGCAUUUCAGAAUGGAGAAUGGAAAACAGCAGAAAAAUGGUUUCUUGAUGCUUUGGAAAAAAUUAAAGCAAUUGGGAAUGAGGUAACUGUUGACAAAUGGGAACCUCUGUUGAACAACUUGGGGCAUGUCUGCAGAAAACUUAAAAAGUAUGCUGAGGCAUUGGAUUAUCACCGUCAGGCAUUGGUGUUAAUUCCUCAAAAUGCAUCCACCUAUUCUGCCAUAGGGUAUAUCCAUAGUCUGAUGGGCAACUUUGAAAAUGCUGUGGACUAUUUCCACACAGCCCUUGGUCUUAGGCGAGAUGAUACAUUCUCUGUUACAAUGCUUGGUCAUUGCAUUGAAAUGUACAUUGGUGAUUCUGAAGCUUAUAUUGGAGCAGACAUAAAAGACAAAUUAAAAUGUUAUGACUUUGAUGUGCAUACAAUGAAGACACUAAAAAACAUUAUUUCACCUCCGUGGGAUUUCAGGGAAUUUGAAGUAGAAAAACAGACUACAGAAGAAACGGGGCUUGCACCACUGGAAACCUCAAGGAAAACUCCAGAUUCCAGACCUUCCUUGGAAGAAACCUUUGAAAUUGAAAUGAAUGAAAGUGACAUGAUGUUAGAGACAUCUAUGUCAGACCACAGUACGUGAUUCCAGACGGGUCCUGAUUUCGUUUUGUCCUAGAGUAGAGUGUAUCGGUGUUCUUUCUUCACGUCCUUGUCAUGUCUUAAGAAUUUCCCAUUUCUUAAAAUGAAUCCAGACUACACCUCUAUAUUUAGGAACGGAGACCUGCCUUAAGAGACUGGGUAGCACACCCUUGCAACAGAUGUUUUCUGAUCCUGCAAAAAAAUUAUGCAUAGUGGAAUAAAGAAGGUAAACCAUU
Molecule: messenger RNA, 2302 nt
Organism: Pteropus alecto (black flying fox)
Lineage: Eukaryota; Metazoa; Chordata; Mammalia; Chiroptera; Pteropodidae
Gene: CDC16
Product: cell division cycle 16
Exons: 19
Coding region: 217-2070 (617 amino acids)
Biological process (GO): cell division
Molecular function (GO): protein binding
Source: RefSeq, a predicted model, not a curated record